This is a messenger RNA of Toxotes jaculatrix (banded archerfish), 2083 nucleotides long. It is a transcript of the gene cct8, whose product is annotated as chaperonin containing TCP1, subunit 8 (theta). Gene Ontology annotation, biological process: protein folding. Gene Ontology annotation, cellular component: chaperonin-containing T-complex. Gene Ontology annotation, molecular function: ATP binding; ATP-dependent protein folding chaperone; ATP hydrolysis activity. The record is from RefSeq and is a predicted model, not a curated record. Bases 93 to 1769 code for a protein of 558 amino acids. NCBI's taxonomy places the organism in Eukaryota, Metazoa, Chordata, Actinopteri, Toxotidae. The transcript has 16 exons.
GCUCCUCCUCGGUCUCUCCGGCUUUGUACCCCGAGCUGAACCCACGCCGCGGCUACCUUCUCUAAGAUCCCGGGGCUGCUAAACAUCGGAAAAUGGCCCUUCACGUUCCCAAAGCUCCGGGCUUUGCCCAAAUGUUGAAAGACGGCGCCAAGCACUAUUCAGGGCUUGAAGAGGCAGUUUUUCGUAACAUCAAAGCUUGCAAGGAGCUUGCUCAGACCACACGUACCGCCUAUGGGCCAAAUGGUAUGAACAAAAUGGUAAUCAACCAUUUGGAAAAGCUGUUUGUCACCAAUGACGCCGCAACGAUUCUCAGAGAGCUUGAGGUGCAGCAUCCAGCAGCCAAAAUGAUUGUGAUGGCAUCCCACAUGCAAGAGCAGGAGGUCGGAGACGGCACAAACUUUGUCCUGGUGUUUGCUGGAGCUCUGCUGGAGCUGGCUGAAGAGCUGCUCAGGAUGGGCCUGUCUGUGUCAGAGGUGAUUGAAGGCUAUGAGAUGGCUUGUAAGAAGACUCUAGAGAUCCUGGCAGACUGCGUAUGUUCUUCAGCCAAGAACCUCCAUGAUGUUAAGGAGGCCACAUCUCUGAUCCGUACAGCAGUCAUGAGUAAACAGUAUGGCAAUGAAGACUUCCUUGCCAACCUCAUUGCAGAGGCCUGUGUAUCCAUCUUCCCAGAGUCCAGCAAUUUCAACGUUGACAGCGUCAGAGUAUGCAAGAUUUUGGGCUGUGGUGUGACAGCAUCCUCUAUGCUUCAUGGUAUGGUUUUCAAGAAGGAGGCAGAGGGAGACAUCACAUCUGUAAAAGACGCAAAGGUCGCAGUCUUUUCCUGCCCCUUUGACUGCACGGUGACAGAGACCAAGGGCACAGUGCUGAUAAAUAAUGCACAAGAGCUCAUGGACUUCAGUAAGGGAGAGGAGGACAUGAUGGAGGCUCAGGUGAAGGCCAUCAAGGAGUCUGGGGCCAACGUGGUGGUAACUGGGGGGAAGGUGGCCGACAUGGCGCUACACUAUGCCAACAAGUACAACCUCAUGGUGGUGAGGCUUAACUCCAAGUGGGACCUCAGGAGGUUAUGCAAGACUUUAGGAGCUGUAGCACUGCCCAGGAUGACUGCUCCAACUCCUGAGGAGAUGGGUCACUGUGACAGUGUGUACCUGACAGAGGUUGGGGACACUCAGGUUGUUGUCUUCAAACACGAGAAAGAGGACAGUGCCAUCUCAACGGUGGUGAUCAGAGGCUCCACUGACAACCUGCUGGAUGACAUCGAGAGGGCUGUAGAUGAUGGGGUCAACACUUUCAAGGUUCUGGUCAGGGACAAGCGACUGGUACCUGGAGCAGGAGCCACUGAGAUUGAGCUGGCCAAACAAAUCACCUCAUAUGGAGAGUCCUGCCCUGGUCUGGAGCAAUAUGCCAUUAAAAAGUAUGCAGAGGCUUUUGAGGCGCUGCCACGUGCACUGGCUGAGAACUCUGGUGUGAAGGGGAGCGAGCUCAUCUCUAAACUGUACUCUGCGCAUCAUGAGGGAAACAAAAACAUGGGCUUUGACAUUGAGGGAGAAGGCCCCGCUGUGAAGGACAUGCUUGAAGGUGGCAUUCUGGAGCCUUAUCUGGUCAAGUACUGGGGCAUCAAACUGGCCACCAAUGCUGCCAUCACAGUACUUAGAGUUGACCAGAUCAUCAUGGCUAAGGCUGCAGGGGGACCCAGGGCUCCCAAGCAGAGAGGCCAUUGGGACAAGGACGGUUGGGAAGAAGAGCCUGAUAAUUUUGAAACUCACCAUUAGAGGGCGCACACACACCCUCUGUCAAUCAUCAUGGCCAAACCAGCAGGGGGACCCAAAGCUCCCCAGGGCAAGAAGGACUUUGACGAGGAUGACUGAAAUCGAUGUUGUGCAGCGGAUGCGCCUUUAACCCUGAAAGCUUUCUCACGGAUUCACAAACCCUUUUCUACUUGUUUAUUUAAAGCUGAGCAGUUUGGUUUAUUUUGUAGAAAUGACCAUACAUUGGUUCAAAAAAUAAUAUGUGAGAGAAAAAUGUGUGGAUGGCACUGUUUGCUUUUUAUGUUCAUAGUCCCAAAUAAAAGGCACUUGCGCUGUCA